Adineta ricciae is the source of this 538-nucleotide messenger RNA. NCBI's taxonomy places the organism in Eukaryota, Metazoa, Rotifera, Eurotatoria, Adinetida, Adinetidae. The record is from the annotation of a GenBank genome assembly.
AUGUUGUGUGAUUUCGAUAUUCGACGAUGCUCAGCUGAACAACUUGCUACAGAUAUUUCGAAAUUAGCUUUUCAAACCACUGUCAAUCACAAAGGAUUUUCGAUUCAACCCACUGCAAGUUUUCAACGUAAAAUGUCAUUUACACAUAGUUGUCAAGCAUGGAUAGCCCAUGAAGAAAAACCCGUUAAUGUUCAUCAAUGGAAAGGAGGAGUGGCGGUUUCAUUCGAAAUCCGUCCACGAGAGUUCGGCCAGAUUCCAAUUGUAUUUUAAUCAGGUCUGUACCUUGUACCUUUUAGGUGAGUAAAACGUCGGAAAGUCGACUUUCAUUUUUCCGUGCCCUGGGGCCCCCCAGGGAACCUAAAAAAUUUUCAUCUUUAAUCCUUAUUUUUUCGCUUGUAUCGGAUAUCGCUCGUCGAGCGGAUCAGAAAAAUGUGGUUUUUAUUAAAAACUGGCCGAGAAAUAAGACAUUUUUUAACGACCGAUCAUUCUCUAACGACAUAUACAUUGAUGCGUGAGGAAAUAUAAAGACUUCGAACCA